Molecule: messenger RNA, 1375 nt
Organism: Vigna umbellata (rice bean)
Lineage: Eukaryota; Viridiplantae; Streptophyta; Magnoliopsida; Fabales; Fabaceae
Source: RefSeq, a predicted model, not a curated record
GAGAAGCAAAGAUUGAGUUUGUAACUAAGAUUGAAUUAUAAGGAAAUACAUCAGAAAUAUCAGAGAGAAAAAUGUAAGUGACAAGACCAUUUUCUAUGUACAAGAGGAACCCUGAGGUUCUUUCAGAUCCUCCAUUAGGACCAAAUUCAGGUUAUCUUGUAAUAUGGGAUGAACCAACAUCUUACAGUUGUUUCGGAUUAUGUGAAGACCCAGAAAUCAAGAAUCUUCCUUUUCCUCAGGACAAGAAAUUAAUCAUCACAGACACAUACACCAGCCAUGCAGCUCAACAAAGUAACCCUCCCAACCAAACCAUCGCAUACUGGGAAAAGGUCUUGUUCAUCCCAGUAUUGAAUCAGCCACUGUCUUCAAACCGCUACUACGCCAUAAGAAGGGACGGGAAUUAUCAAGGCGAAGCAAGCACAAGUUCAAAGGAAGGAGAAAAAGCUACUUGUUUCUGUUUCCGCUUUGUCAAAGAUGUUGAACCAAGACCUUUGGUUCCCUCUGAUGAUUAUCAGAAGGUUGAAAUAACCAAUAAGCAUAACGGUUUUCAUGCAAAGUCUGUUGCCCCAGAUGGAAUUCCUCCUGACUUCUUGAGGAGUAAAGGUUGGCGUGUAAAGGCUAGCACUCCCCGCAAUUACCAUUUGGAUGAAGCUUUAGGCUCGAAUGACUCUUUACGCUCCAAGCUUCCAGAUUUCAACUUCCCAUUGUCUAAUGGUAGUUCUGAAUCGGUGGUAGUUGGAAAGUGGUACUGCCCUUUUAUGUUUUUGAAGGAAAGAAUGAGACUGAAUGAGCAGAUGGAAAGGUCAUUGUUCUAUGAGGUCACACUAGAGCAAAGAUGGGAAAAAAUAUUUUCAAAGGAAGUUGCAAACAGUGAAGAUAGUGUGCUUGUUGAAGUUGUCAUUCAGACAGAAGUUGUGAAGGUUGCAGGAAGGGAUGCUGUUUGGGAUGAAAGUGGGGUGGUUGAGAAGGUGCUGUGGUUUAAGAGUGUUGAUGAAACUGGAAGAGAGAUGAGUGUUGGACUGAGUUUGGAAGUGGUGGAGAGAAUGAAAUGGGAGCAGAAAAGAGUUGGGUGGAAAGCAAGUAAUGGAAGGCAAGAGAGAAUGAUGAGAGUAGAGGAGUUUAGAGGAAUGAACAAGUGGGAGAAAUUUGGUUGUUAUAUGCUGGUAGAGAGUUUUGUUUUUAAGAGAAUGGAUGGAAGUUUGGUGCUGACUUAUGAUUUCAGGCAUCCACAUCAAAUUAUGUGCAAAUGGGAAUGAGAGUUAUUACAAUCUAGUUACUAUGUGAUUGUUUUGGAAUGCAGAGCUAGAACAAGGGGAAAUAGUUCACCUUCCCAUAUGCUUUGAAGAUAUUAUUUCUUUGCCUUAUAUGUAUGCUU